AUGUGAUAAAUAAUAGAUAUAAACAUGUUUAUAUAAUAUAUCUGUGAAUCAAUAACUGAAAUACUGUGUUCUUGUCUGAGAUUGAUAGAUAUUUCACUUCCUCACUGCCUGAAAUAUUUACAUUUCACAUUCUAAUUAAACAUGGAUACAUUUACAAGGAAAUUUAUGGCCUUCGGAUACUGAAGUCAACAGAAACAUAUAUAUAUAAGAAGAAACACAAGAAAAAUAUUUAUUUAUUGUGGUAGUAUCAGAAACAUUGUAGAACAAUGAGUUAUGUGAGAAAUGUAGAGGAUGGCUUAUUUCCUGAAGAGAUGACAAAAGAAGGAGGAAAAUUAUCGUACUGUUGUGAUAUCUGCAAAAAGUCUUUCUCUCGGAGAGGGAACCUAACUACUCAUAAAUGCAUUUCUACUGGAGAGAAACCAUAUCACUGUGAUAUCUGUGGUAAAUCAUUCUCUCACAAAGGUAACUUAACUCACCAUAAAUACUCUCAUACAGGUGAGAAACCAUAUCGCUGUGAUAUCUGUGGUAAAUCAUUCUCUCAAAAAUGUAACUUAACUACUCACACACGUAUUCAUACAGGUGAGAAACCAUAUCACUGUGAUAUCUGUGGUAAGUCAUUUACAGCAAAUAGUACCUUAAAAACUCAUAAAUGCAGUCACACAGGAGAAAAAGAAUAUCGCUGUGAUAUUUGUGGUAAAACAUUCCCUGGAUUUAGUAGCUUAACUAAACACAAACGCAUUCACGCAGGAGAGAAACCAUAUCACUGUGAUAUCUGUGGAAAGUCAUUCACUCAAAAAGGUAACUUGACUGCUCACAUACGUUUGCAUACAGGUGAGAAACCUUAUAGCUGUGAUAUCUGUGGAAAGUCAUUCACUGAAAAAGGUAGCUUAACUGCUCACAAACGUUUGCAUACAGGUAAGAAACCAUAUCACUGUGAUGUCUGUGGUAAAUCGUUCAAUCAUAAAGGUAGCUUAACUACUCACAUACGUUUGCAUACAGGUGAGAAACCUUAUCACUGUGAUAUCUGUGGUAGAUCGUUUGCUCGAAACUUAGUAUUAAGUAUUCACAAACGCAUUCAUUCAGGUGAUAAACCAUAUCGCUGUGAUAUCUGUGGUAAGUCAUUCUCUCAAAAAAGUAGCUUAACUGCUCAUACACGUCUGCAUACAAGUGAAAAACCAUAUCACUGUGAUAUCUGUGGUAAAUCAUUCUCUGUAAGUACUAAUUUAACUAAACACAAACGUAUUCACACAGGAGAGAAGCCAUAUCACUGUGAUAUCUGUGAAAAGUCAUUCACUGAAAAAGGUAGCUUAAUUACUCAUACACGUAUUCAUACAGGUAUGAAACCAUAUCACUGUGAUAUCUGUGGUACAUCAUUUUCUCUGAACAAAGCAUUAACCACACACAAACUCAUUCACACAGGAGAGAAGCCAUAUCAAUGUGAUAUCUGUGGUAAAUCAUUCACUCAAAAAGGUAGCUUAACUAUUCACAAACGCAUUCAUACAGGUGAGAAACCUUAUUACUGUGAUAUCUGUGGUAAAUCAUUCACUCAGAAAGGUAGCUUAACUAAACACAAACGCAUUCACACAGGUGAGAAACCAUAUCAGUGUGAUAUCUGUGGAAAGUCAUUCACUGAAAAAGGUAGCUUAGCUACUCACGUACGUUUGCAUACAGGUGAGAAACCAUAUCAGUGUGAUAUCUGUGGUAGAUCAUUUGCUCUGAAUGAUACUUUAAUUAAACACAAACUCAUCCAUACAGGUGAGGAAACACAUCCUUGACAUCAUCAUCAUUUUCAUCUCCAAGCUGUCCAUUACCCAACUGAGUUCAUUAAUUCUCUGGAGCCACCUGGAAUUCCACCACAGAAACUUUUUCCGAAGAUAGGAGUCCCAAUAAUGCUUCCAAAAAAUUUAGAUCCUCCUAAAUUAUGUGAUGGGACAAGGUUGAUUGUGAAGACAUUAUCACCAAGCUUAGAUUCGAAACCAAAACUAAGGAUUCUCGCUCGUCUGAGCCACCACCAACCAAUAGGCGCCAAAGGAAUUUUCUUUGUCCUGUCAAAAAAGGAUAAAUCAUCUCCCUUAGACCUAUGACCUCGGCCAUGUCAGGCGAAGUUCAAAUGGACAGAAGCUGACCUAUUUAGACACAAUCUCUCCUGCAGCAUGUCUGUCUUUGUAACUGCCAUGGCUGUUAUAAAUACUGUGGUCAGCAAAGGGACAGGCAGAAAGGAUCGGGACACGAGAUAGCCUACAACUUUCUCAGAUAAACGACGCACACACAGACACAAAACAUAUUCAGUUCUACCGCAUCAUAUCCACAAAUGUACAAUGCUUUUAUUCCUCUCAACUCAUAGCAGUUGACAACAAAUUAAUGUAGUGAAAAACUGUGUAUAUCAACAGCGAAUGCAAGUCCCGUAAAUAAAUUAUUUAAACUAUAAA
Messenger RNA from Octopus sinensis (East Asian common octopus), 2429 nucleotides. Its product is annotated as zinc finger protein 665-like. Bases 267 to 1775 code for a protein of 502 amino acids. Gene Ontology annotation, molecular function: DNA-binding transcription factor activity, RNA polymerase II-specific; RNA polymerase II cis-regulatory region sequence-specific DNA binding. Gene Ontology annotation, cellular component: nucleus. The record is from RefSeq and is a predicted model, not a curated record. NCBI's taxonomy places the organism in Eukaryota, Metazoa, Mollusca, Cephalopoda, Octopoda, Octopodidae. Gene Ontology annotation, biological process: central nervous system development; regulation of transcription by RNA polymerase II. The transcript has 6 exons.